Messenger RNA from Scheffersomyces coipomensis, 1354 nucleotides. It is a transcript of the gene MP65, whose product is annotated as putative family 17 glucosidase. Gene Ontology annotation, cellular component: cell surface; fungal-type cell wall; extracellular region. Gene Ontology annotation, biological process: carbohydrate metabolic process; cell wall organization. Bases 141 to 1229 code for a protein of 362 amino acids. The transcript has a single exon. Gene Ontology annotation, molecular function: glucan endo-1,3-beta-D-glucosidase activity. The record is from RefSeq and is a predicted model, not a curated record. NCBI's taxonomy places the organism in Eukaryota, Fungi, Ascomycota, Pichiomycetes, Serinales, Debaryomycetaceae.
UUACAGAUAAACUCUCUACAGUCACUCCUUACAGUAAUUCUAAAUAAUCCCUAGAAGUUUAUUUAUUUAUAUUUUAAAUAUUACAUCAAAUCAAUAAAUCUCCCUCCUGUCCAUUCCUUUAUCCUUACUGAUCUCCUGAAAUGUUAUUCAAAUCUGUCGUUUCAAUCUCAUUAGCUGCUUUAGCUUUUGCAGCUCCUCAUCAACAUCAUCAACAUAAAGAAGAUAAAAGAGAUGUUAUCGUUACCAAAACUAACGUCAUUGUCGUCACUGUUGGUGCUGAUUUAACUACCACCUUACCAGCUGUCGACUUACCAGCUCCAGCUACCACUGUUGCAGUUGAAAGUCAAGUUCCACCUCCACCUCAAGCUCAACCUGUUUCUUUCACUAACCCAACUACUUUUGCUACCGUUACCACCGCCGCUGCCUCUCCAGCUCCUUCUGCUGCUGGUGCCGAUGCUGCUGGUGCUAAGGGUAUUACUUAUACUCCUUAUGCUAACGAUGGUACUUGUAAAUCAUCAUCUCAAAUCGCCAGUGAAAUCGCUUCCUUAUCUGGUUUCGAUAUCAUUAGAUUAUAUGGUGUUGAUUGUAACCAAGUUGGUGCUGUUUUAGCUUCUAAAGCUGCUAACCAAAAAGUCUUAGCCGGUAUCUAUUAUAUGGAUGCUAUUGCUGCUGGUAUUCAAACUUUAACUGAAGCCGUUAAUGCUAACGGUGGUUGGAGUGAAAUCUAUACUGUUUCUAUUGGUAAUGAAUUAGUUAACGGUGGUCAAGCUACUCCAGCUCAAGUUGCCGGUUACGUUGCUACUGGUAGAGCUGCUUUAACUGCUGCUGGUUACUCUGGUCCAGUUGUUGCUAUUGAUACUUUUAUUGCUGUUAUUAACAACCCAUCUUUAUGUGAAUACUCUGAUUAUAUCGCUGUCAAUGCUCAUGCUUUCUUCGAUGGUGGUUACACUGCUGAUCAAGCCGGUGCUUGGGUUUUAGCUCAAAUUGAAAGAGUUUGGACUGCUUGUGGUGGUGCUAAAUCUGUUUUCAUUACUGAAACCGGAUGGCCAUCCCAAGGUGAAUCCAAUGGUGUCGCCGUUCCAUCUAAACCAAAUCAAGAAGCUGCUGUUUCUUCCAUUAAAUCUUCAUGUGGUAGUGAUGUUGUUUUAUUCACUGCUUUCAACGAUUUAUGGAAAGCUCCAGGUGCUUUCGACGCUGAACAAUACUGGGGAAUUUUCUCUUCCAAUUAAAUGGAUUGAUUUUACUCAUUAAAAAAGUACCUUCUUUUUUUAGUUUCUGUUUGGUUUGGUUUUUCCUUAUUAUUUUUUUUUAUUUGACACCCAUUCGUUUUCAUCGUUACCCUAUUACCAGUCAA